Chironomus riparius is the source of this 1266-nucleotide messenger RNA. The record is from the annotation of a GenBank genome assembly. Lineage: Eukaryota; Metazoa; Arthropoda; Insecta; Diptera; Chironomidae.
UUGAAGCAUAAUUUUUAAGUAGAUUAUUAUUUUGAUUAACUGACAUAUACUUGAUCUUGAAAAAGUUACACUUUCACCGUGAGAAACAAAUACGACAGUAAAAUCAAGGACAGAAAGAAGAAAAUUGUUUUCAAUACUUAAUAAAAAGAAGAGUAGACUUUAUCUUGGCAAUGACAUGUCAUUGACCUAAAAACAAGAGUGUUUUAAAAAAAACUUAUCAAAUCCAUUUUAACAAAUCUAUUAUGGAAUCACCACCACCAUUCAUAAAAACCAUUGAGUGGGAAAUGAUGAACAAAAAAAAAUUUUUCCCACUCUCAAUGUUAUCAUCAUUUUCGGUACGUUGUGCACUUUUUCCACUAACCGUCAUCAAAACACAAUUACAAGUUCAGUUUAAGAAUGACGUCUAUAAUGGGAUGAUAGAUUGUGCAUGUAAAAUUUACAAAACUGAAGGUGUAAAAGGACUCUAUAGAGGCUUUUGGAUAUCAUCAUUUCAAAUUGUCUCGGGAGUAUUUUAUAUAUCAACUUAUGAGGGUGUCAGAUAUUUGUUACGACAACGAGGAUAUGGUUCCAGUACAAAAGCAAUUGUUGCAGGUGGAGCAGCUAGUUUAGUUGGACAAACAAUCAUUGUGCCAUUUGAUGUCAUCUCACAGCAUAUGAUGGUUUUGGGAAUGAAUGCUCACGGACUAAGACAUGGUCAAAUAAUUAAUCCAUUAGGAAUAAAUACAGAGUUAAGGAAAACAGAACUUGCUAUACAGAUAGCAAGAGAAAUAUAUCGAAAAGAUGGAAUCGCAGGAUAUUAUCGAGGCUAUACUGCUAGUUUAUUAGCUUAUGUGCCUAACUCAGCUCUUUGGUGGGCUUUCUAUCACUUUUAUCAAGAUGAACUAUUUAAGAUAUUGCCAGCAAAUACAUCACAUUUAUUUAUUCAAUGUGUUGCGGGUGCUAGUGGAGGAUUUACUACGACAAUAAUUACUAAUCCACUUGAUAUCAUUCGUGCAAGAUUACAAGUGCAGCGACUUGAUUCAUUUGCCAGAGCUGCUGUUGAGCUUUGGAUCGAAGAAAGAUUUCAUAUGUUUUUUAAAGGUCUUUCAGCUCGUCUUGUUCAGUCUGCUGCCUUCUCUUUCAGUAUAAUUUUAGGAUAUGAAACUAUAAAGAGAAUUUCAGUAAACGAUCAAUAUAAGCACAUGAUAAAAUGGUAAACUUAAUUAAAUUAGCACAAUUUUAAGCAUAUAUUCAUAAUUCCAUCAAUAAUGAUGCUGUUAACUGAAC